Verticillium dahliae VdLs.17 is the source of this 879-nucleotide messenger RNA. RefSeq lists its product as uncharacterized. The transcript has a single exon. Bases 26 to 550 code for a protein of 174 amino acids. The record is from RefSeq and is a predicted model, not a curated record. Lineage: Eukaryota; Fungi; Ascomycota; Sordariomycetes; Glomerellales; Plectosphaerellaceae.
GCUUCCAGCAGCCCCCCUAGCCACCAUGCUCCUCAGCAGUGUCUUACUAUUAUCGUCAGCCGCGGACGGCACGGCAUGGGAAGCGAGAUGUCUUGGUCCAUUGCCACGCUUCCUCGAUCUGCCUCUCUCUUUCUUCCCCUCACCCUGCCGACACGGCGGGCCAUCAACAGAUCGCACACAUUCCACCGGCAGCCAUCUUGGACCUCUGGAGCACUGCGACAUGCAUAUUGACACAAUGAUCCGGCAGGUAACACACACACAGCAAACGCAGUACACGCAGCUCCCAUGUUCCCCCGUUUGUCUCGAACACCUGCAGGUAGCACCCCCACACGAUCCACGUCUCUUUCAACCUCGUCAUCCAGUCGAACGCGAUCAACGAGCCAAGACAGCACUUGUCGAAACACACGAGAUCUCUACGACGCGUCCCUCCUCUCGUAUUCAUGAUCUAGUAUCCUUCCGCCACCAAGUGAACCCUCUGCCUCUGCUUCGUCCGCUUUGGGCCACACUCACAGCCUUCGGAUGCGAUCAGCCGAUGCACCAGGCCUGUUGAGGGAGGUCGGUCACAGCCUGACCAAGAAAAGAAAAUGAAAGAAUAAUUGAGGCUUGUCGAUAAUCCGUUGCGCAACUUGAGUGCUCACUUCCUUCUCAGAACAUUCCGUUAGGCCAUGGCGGAUUCGAGCCUGUCGUGCCAUCUUUACGUCGGCUGUCACCUUACACAGAGAUGUCCGGGUCGUCGUCCGAUGCAGCAGGUGGCUGCCUUGGUCGCACAUCCGUAGUCGCCUCGCCGUAUUCAUCCUCGUUCUCGUUGUUAUGGCAUAGUUUCGCUCCCCGCCCCCCCUUGUCACGAGCUACUACACCGCGGCCACUUCUUGGUUGGGU